CUCAAAAAGCCAUUAGUAAGGCUAUGAUUAUAACAAUCAUCUUCUGUUUUGUAUACUAUUUAGGUUUGGGUAUUACUCCACAUCUCUCUCAUGUAAAGCCUAUGCUAUCUGGUGCCAUAGCCACUUCUGCAACCUGCGUGCCUUACCAUUUUACUUGCGUUGUCUGCCCUUUCAACAUGGCUAAGAUUAAGGAUUCAAAGAAGCCUCCCGCAGUUGGGUCCCAAUCCACCCUUAAUCACCGUGCAUUUGUCAUGAAAAAGAAAGCGAGAGAUAAAGGGAAGAUAGAAGAUAUUGAGAUUGCCACUCUGAACAAAAAUAUGCACCAGGAGCUCCUGUGUCCUGACUCUGCACUACAGGAAUCCAAUGUUUUGGAUGCUUGUGUUGUUGGGUCCCAGACAUCAAAUACUAAUCCACCAAACGGUCAACAUAUCCUUUCCACACAACUUGAAGCGAAUAAGGACCAACUCCUUCAGCCACUUGACACAUCUGAAUAAGUUACCAAUGAUGAUCUUGAUCAGAAAGCAAAAAGGCUUCUUUCACAACUUCAAGCAAGAAUCAUGCCCAGUUCCCCUCAAUUUAGGUCAACAAUUACAUGAGGAGUUUUUUCAGCUACAUGCAUUACCUAACACCAUGUCAUGGAAUGGAGUUUAUCAAGUUAGAAUGGCUCUUUGUGUAGAUUUCAACAACUUCAGUUUUCAGUCUUCAACAUCAGCAAAACUUCAUGACUGUCUACUGUUGCACUGACAUUCAAAGUCCAGUUUUAUGGAAGUUCAACUUUCAGUAUUUGAUGUGAUUGCUUUCACUUUUAGCCAUGGCUCCAUGCUAUUAUUGUUGUAGCUUCAAAUUCGUUUGUAUGAAUAAUUUGUUCUUGUAGUAGAAGUGUUUUGUCAGUGUACUUCCUUGUUACA
Messenger RNA from Cryptomeria japonica (Japanese cedar), 908 nucleotides. RefSeq lists its product as uncharacterized. NCBI's taxonomy places the organism in Eukaryota, Viridiplantae, Streptophyta, Pinopsida, Cupressales, Cupressaceae. The transcript has 2 exons. The coding region runs from base 24 to 494 and encodes 156 amino acids. The record is from RefSeq and is a predicted model, not a curated record.